CUGCGGGAUAGCUGGAAGUUCUUGGCGGUGUUGGGAAAGUGAGCUAUGGCAGCCCCGAGUGCCCUUCCAGGCGUAUCUUUGCGAGAAGCCACCCAGCGAAGGUUGCAGAGGUUUUCAGAGCUUAGAGGCAAACCUGUGGCAGCUGGAGAAUUCUGGGAUAUUGUUGCAAUAACAGCAGCUGAUGAUAAACAGGAACUUGCUUAUAAGCAACAGCUGUCAGAAAAGCUGAAAAAAAAGGAGUUACCACUUGGAGUUCAAUAUCAUGUUUUUGUUGAUCCUGCUGGAGCCAAAAUUGGAAAUGGAGGAUCGACACUUUGUGCCCUUCGAUGUUUGGAAAAGCUUUAUGGAGAUGAAUGGAAUUCUUUUACCAUCCUAUUAAUUCACUCUGGUGGCUACAGUCAACGCCUUCCAAAUGCAAGUGCUCUGGGGAAAAUUUUCACUGCUUUACCUUUUGGUAGCCCCAUUUAUCAGAUGUUGGAAUUAAAACUAGCCAUGUACAUUGAUUUCCCCUCACAUAUGAAUCCUGGGAUUCUGGUUACCUGUGCAGAUGAUAUUGAACUUUAUAGUAUUGGAGAAUCUGAGUAUAUUAGGUUUGACAAACCUGGCUUUACUGCUUUAGCUCAUCCUUCUAGUUUGACUGUAGGUACAACACAUGGAGUAUUUGUCUUAGAACCUUUUAACUAUUUAGAACAUAGAGACCUCGAGUACAGAAGUUGCCAUUGUUUCCUUCAUAAGCCCAGCAUAGAAAAGAUGUAUCAGUUUGAUGCUGUGUAUAGACCUAGAAAUUUUUUUCAACAAAACUUUGCUGGGGGUGACAUACCCUCUCUUAAAUUAGACCCUGAGUAUGUCUACACAGACAGCCUGUUUUACAUGGAUCAUAAAACAGCGAAAAAGUUACUUGCUUUUUAUGAAAAAAUAGGUACACUAAACUGUGAAAUAGAUGCCUAUGGAGACUUUCUGCAGGCUUUGGGACCUGGAGCAACUGUGGAAUAUACCAGAAAUACAUCAAAUGUUACUAAAGAAGAGUCAGAGCUGGUAGACAUGAGGCAAAGAAUAUUUCAUCUUCUUAAAGGAACAUCACUAAAUGUUGUUGUUCUUAAUAACUCCAAAUUUUAUCAUAUUGGAACAACUGAAGAAUAUUUGUUUCAUUUUACUUCUGAUAGCAAUUUGAAGUCAGAGCUUGGCUUACAGUCCAUAGCUUUUAGCAUCUUUCCAGCAAUACCAGAAUUCUCUAGUAACAAAUCCUGUAUCAUUCAAAGUAUAUUGGAUUCAAGAUGUUCUGUGGCACCUGGCUCAGUUGUAGAGUAUUCCAGAUUGGGGCCUGAUGUUUCAGUGGGGGAAAAUUGCAUUAUUAGUGGUUCUUAUAUCAUAACAACAGCCGUCCUGUCUGCACAUUCUUUUGUGUGUUCCUUAAGCUUGAAGAUGAAUAGACACUUAAAGUAUUCAACUAUGGCAUGUGGAGUGCAAGACAACUUGAAAAAGAAUGUUAAAACACUGUCAGAUAUAAAGUUACUUCAAUUCUUUGGAGUCUGUUUCCUGUCAUGCUUAGACAUUUGGAAUCUCAAAGUUACAGAGGAACUGUUCUCUGGAAACAAGACAUGUUUGAGUUUGUGGAAUGCUCGUAUUUUCCCAGUUUGUUCUUCUUUGAGUGAUUCAGUUACAACAUCCCUAAAGAUGUUAAAUGCUGUACAGAACAAGUCAGCAUUCAGCCUGAAUAAAUAUAAGCUGUUGUCCAUUGAAGAAAUGCUUUUCUACAAAGAUGUGGAAGACAUGAUAACUUAUAGGGAGCAAAUUUUUCUAGAAAUUACUUUGAAUAGAAAGCAGUCUGAUUUAGAGACAUCUUAAUUAUUGUAUACUCUGCCUUUCUUGACUGAACAAGAUUACAGAUGCAGGAGUUUUCUGUAGACUGUUGUUUUUUAAUUGAAGUGAAUUAAUGAAAAUUAUAUUAACAUGAUUGCUGUAGCAUAAAAUUAAUAACAAAAAUAGGGCUUCUCUGGUGGCGCAGUGGUUGAGAGUCCGCCUGCCGAUGCAGGGGACACGGGUUCGUGCCCCGGUUUGGGAGGAUCCCACAUGCCGCGGAGCGGCUGGUCCCGUGAGCCAUGGCCGCUGGGCCUGCGCGUCUGGAGCCUGUGCUCCGCAACGGGAGAGGCCACAACAGUGAGAGGCCCGCGUACCGCAAAAAAAAUAAAAAUAAAUAAAAAUAAAAAUAAAUAAAAAUAAAAUAACAAAAAUAAACCAUUUUUUGAUGAAAGAAUAGCUUAAGGAUGUAAGUUCAGAAAAGUGAUUUUUUAAAAUAUUUAUCACUAUUUAAAUUUUUCUUUUAUAAAGAUGGACUCGUGGAGCAUUAUUUUGUUCACAAAAUACUAUAAUUGUUUUAAAGGUAAUUUUCUAAAUAUACCUUCAGAAUUUUUUUACCUUCUUUUGGACCUUGGUUCCAAUGAAGUUCUAAGUGUCCAUUGGCAGUUCUCAAGUGCAUUAGACCUAUUCUGAUGAACUAAUAAAAAUGUCAUGCUGUAGGGUCUUCAAAGCACUGUAGGAAUACUGUAGAAGUACUUUUUCAGAAACAAAUCCAUGGCUGACAGAGUAAAAUGAAUGCUUAAAAUAUUGUGAUAGGGCUUCCCUGGUGGCGCAGUGGUUGAGAGUCCGCCAGCCGAUGCAGGGGACACGGGUUCGUGCCCCGGUCCAGGAGGAUCCCACAUGCCGCGGAGCGGCUGGGCCCGUGAGCCAUGGCCGCUGAGCCUGGGUGUCUGGAGCCUGUUGCUCCGCAACGGGAGAGGCCACAACAGUGAGAGGCCCGCAUACCGCAAAAAAAAAAAAUAAUAAUAAUAAUAAUAUUGUGAUAGUCUUAAUUAAUAAAUAAGUAUUAAUACUUUUCAAGUUUCUUCCCAAGGAGUAAAUAAAGAUAUAUGGUAACCAUUGUUUAGCAUUUACUGAUUUACUUGCAGAUAUUUCAGAGGAUGUUAUGUGUUUGUCACUCAUUAAAAGUUCUAUGCUGUAUUUCUAAUCUAAUUGAUAUAAGGUGCCAUCAGUUAUUAACAAUCAACAUUAUUUUAUGUUCCACUGAAAAAGAGAAAACACUACCAAUAAAAUGUGCAAUGCUUUUCUUGAUACUUGAAGUUUUUAUUUAUUGGAAAUCUUUUUUAAAAGCACUAAAAUAUAGAUUUGUGUCAUUUAACCCUUUUGCAAAUACGUGUAGAGGAACAAAAAAGUGAAAUAUUAAGAUACAGUCAAGACUUUUCUAAAGCUUCACAUCUAGAGUCAAACUUUUCUAAAGCAAUUUUCAACUUGAGUGGUUGAUAUCCAUGUGCUAUCUUCUAAUA
Messenger RNA from Mesoplodon densirostris (Blainville's beaked whale), 3320 nucleotides. It is a transcript of the gene FPGT, whose product is annotated as fucose-1-phosphate guanylyltransferase. The transcript has 4 exons. The record is from RefSeq and is a predicted model, not a curated record. The coding region runs from base 46 to 1845 and encodes 599 amino acids. Gene Ontology annotation, molecular function: transferase activity, transferring phosphorus-containing groups. Lineage: Eukaryota; Metazoa; Chordata; Mammalia; Artiodactyla; Ziphiidae.